CAGCGAGGAUCCUGAAAACCCAUUGGCAGAAUGGGGUCUGAAAACCCAAGCCCGCAGAACCCCAGCUGCAAAAUCAUGACUUUCCAUCCAACGCUGGAGGAGUUCCGGGAUUUUGGAAAGUAUAUUGCUUAUAUCGAAUCCCAGGGUGCUCACAGGGCAGGACUUGCAAAGGUGAUUCCGCCCAAGGAGUGGAAGCCACGCAGGAGCUACGAUGACAUUGACAACAUGGUCAUCCCUGCUCCCAUCCAGCAGGUGGUGACGGGGCAGUCUGGGCUCUUCACUCAGUAUAAUAUUCAGAAGAAACCUAUGCUGGUUGGAGACUAUCGACACUUGGCCAACAGUGAAAAGUACUGUACUCCGCGGCAUCAAGAUUUUGAUGACCUGGAACGCAAAUACUGGAAGAAUCUGACUUUUGUAUCUCCUAUUUAUGGAGCUGAUAUUAGCGGUUCUCUCUAUGAUUCAGAUGUGGAGGAGUGGAAUAUCGGAAAUCUGAACACCCUUCUGGACAUGGUGGAGCAUCAGUGUGGCAUUAUCAUUGAAGGAGUGAACACCCCCUACCUUUAUUUCGGGAUGUGGAAGACCACCUUUGCAUGGCACACAGAAGACAUGGAUCUCUACAGCAUCAAUUACCUGCAUUUUGGAGAGCCCAAAUCUUGGUAUGCCAUUCCACCAGAACAUGGCAAGCGGCUGGAGAGACUGGCGAAAGGGUUUUUCCCUGGGAGCUCUCAAGGCUGUGAUGCCUUCCUCCGUCAUAAGAUGACCCUCAUUUCACCUUCAAUCUUGAAGAAGUACGGAAUCCCCUUUGACCGGAUCACCCAAGAAGCUGGCGAGUUCAUGAUUACCUUUCCUUAUGGCUAUCAUGCUGGAUUCAACCAUGGUUUCAACUGUGCUGAGUCCACCAACUUCGCCACGCUACGAUGGAUUGACUAUGGCAAGAUGGCCACUCAGUGCACAUGCCGGAAAGAUACAGUGAAGAUCUCAAUGGAUGUCUUCGUACGAGUCCUCCAACCAGACCGUUAUGAUCUAUGGAAGCAAGGAAAAGACGUCACAGUUGUGGAGCACAUGAAACCCACAGCUCUCACCAGCCCAGAGCUGGAAUCCUGGAAUCAGAUCAAGGCUGCAGUGAAAGCAAAGAUGCUACGCAGGGCAAACAGGAAACGAAGCCAGCCACGAAGGCAUAAGACUCAGGAUCAGAAGUCUCUGGGGGAUGUCAUGGCUACAGAGACUGCCUUGGAUGAAGUGAAAGUCAAGGAGGAGCAGCAGAGAAUUCCCAGCUUGGAUGAAGAGGAGAAGAGCAAAGAGGGAGAGUGUAAGCCGAAGAGCCGCACCCCAAAAGUCAAAGGGGAGAGGAAGAAGAAACAGCAGCACCCCCUGUCCCGGCCUCCCCAGCUCCCGCUGCAGCAGCUCCUGCCCCCAUUGUUGCUGCCACAGCCUUCUCCUUCCAGACAAGAAGAAGAGCGGCAGCUGCAAGCCCCUCUGGAGGGAGACAGGCUACAGGCCAAGCCCCGAAAAUCUCCCUCCACAGAAGAAAGCACCCCGCCCAUGCCCGCCCUGGAUCCCCUGGCUAUUGAAACCCCUGGCAAGGAGGAGGAGUCCAAGACUCAUCCCCGAAUACAAAAGCUUUACCCUGUUCAGCGGCCCCGAAAGUCCUCAUGUCAGAAGAAACGCAUGUCCUGCCAGCAGAUCUUUGAGAAGUUCCUCACGCAGGAGCAGGGGGUGGAUCUGCGCAUAAAAGACGAGGAGAGCGGAGGAGGAGACAACACAGAGGGACCCACUGAGCCCAGUAAAUUACAGACCACCUCCACUUUCUCAAAACUGAAGAUGGAGAUCAAGAAGAGCCGUCGCCAUCCUCUAGGCAAGCCCCCCACACGUUCCCCACUGUCCGUGGUGAAGCAGGAAGCUGCAUCCAGUGAUGAGGAAACUCUUCCCUUCUCUGGUGAAGAGGAUGUGGGGGAUCCUGAACCACUGAAGUCCUUGCUUUCCCUCCAGUGGAAAAACAAAGCACUCAGCUUCACAGCGGAGAGGAAGUUCAAUGCUGCUGCUGCGCUGAGUGAACCAUACUGUGCUAUCUGCACCCUCUUCUACCCCUAUGAUCAGGCUUUAAAGAUGGAGAAAGAGACCCUGACCCCCUCAGGAGAAGGCUCUGCGCUGCAGCCGCCUUUGAAACAUGGGCAGAAGACCAAGCCUUUGAUCCCUGAAAUGUGCUUCACAUCAAGCGCCGAGAACACGGAGCCCCUCCCGGCCAACUCCUACAUCGGGGAAGACGGGAGCAGCCUCUUGAUCUCCUGUGCCAAGUGCUGCCUGCAGGUCCACGCCAGUUGCUAUGGGAUACACCCUGACCUAGUCAAUGAAGGCUGGACCUGUUCCCGGUGUUCUGCCAACGCCAUGGCUGUGGAUUGCUGUCUCUGUAACCGCAGGGGAGGAGCCCUGCAGAGGACCACAGAUGGAAGGUGGGUCCACGUGAUCUGCGCCAUCGCCAUCCCAGAGGCCCGUUUCCUCAACAUCAUCGAGCGCCACCCUGUUGAUAUCACUGCGAUUCCUGAGCAAAGAUGGAAACUGAAAUGCAUGUACUGCCGGAAGCGGAUGAAGAAGGUGUCUGGUGCCUGCAUCCAGUGCUCCUAUGAGCAUUGCUCCACCUCCUUCCACGUCACCUGUGCCCAUGCUGCCGGAGUGCCCAUAGAACCAGACGACUGGCCAUACGUCGUGUCUGUCACCUGCUUCAAACACAAGGCAGCCAGUAACAUCAUACCAUUUUCCAGAGAGGUGUCCCUGGGUCAGACAGUGAUCACGAAGAACCGGAACGGGCUCUACUACCGGUGUAAAGUGAUUGGCACAACAACGCAGACCUUCUAUGAAGUCAAUUUUGAGGAUGGAUCUUACAGCGACAAUGUUUAUCCAGACAGCAUCAUUAGCAGAGACUGCCUCAAGAUGGGCCCUCCUGCUGAAGGGGAGGUGGUUCAGCUGCAGUGGACUGACAGCGUCGCUUGCCAGGCAAAAUUCAUUGGUGCCCAGAUCAGCCAGAUCUUCCAGGUGGAGUUUGAAGACGGCUGCCAGCUGAUGGUCAAACGGGGCAAGAUCUACACCCUGGAGGAAGAACUGCCCAAGAAAGUAAAGUCACGCCUAUCCCUCAGCACCGGGGCUCCUCAGGAAGACGUGUUCUCAGGAGACGACUCGAAGGCUGCCAAGCGCCCUCGGGUGGGCACAGCCUAGAACCCCGAGGACUGGAGGCCGAGCCGUGACUGCUUUGCCCUCAAGGAGCCCCUGCUCCACGCUCUGUUCCAGCUGGGAGCCCAAAGCACCACCACGUUCUAAACCAGGAUGGACCAUUUUGAAGAAACAAAGAACUGCAGCAUUUUAAAAUAGCCUUUUCACAUCCCUGCGACAACAUGAUUUAAGUAGGAAAAACUCUGGCGCGAGAAGCCCAGCUGUGUGCAAUAACUUGCUAUUUACUCCUUUCUCUGGUUCUUGCUCCGGACCCCAGAGGACAGCGUCUUGCUCCGGCCUGCCUCUCUUCUUCCCGGCAAGGAAUUUUUGAAGGGGCAAAACCCAGUUCAUAGAAACUUUGGAAGAAUAUGUGCUAGUGGAGCAUGUCUCACUAGACAUUGGGUCUAUCUUCUAUUUUUGUUUAGUUUUGUUGGUAAAACGCUUGGGAAAGUAUUCAGAAUUUGCAACAAAGGCUCCAGUUUUUCAACCGUG
Heteronotia binoei (common prickly gecko) is the source of this 3696-nucleotide messenger RNA. RefSeq names its product lysine demethylase 4B (gene KDM4B). NCBI's taxonomy places the organism in Eukaryota, Metazoa, Chordata, Lepidosauria, Squamata, Gekkonidae. The transcript is spliced from 21 exons. Gene Ontology annotation, biological process: chromatin remodeling. The coding region runs from base 31 to 3210 and encodes 1059 amino acids. Gene Ontology annotation, cellular component: nucleus. Gene Ontology annotation, molecular function: histone H3K9 demethylase activity. The record is from RefSeq and is a predicted model, not a curated record.